Messenger RNA from Rhipicephalus microplus (southern cattle tick), 5852 nucleotides. It is a transcript of the gene shtd, whose product is annotated as anaphase promoting complex subunit 1. Gene Ontology annotation, biological process: metaphase/anaphase transition of mitotic cell cycle; anaphase-promoting complex-dependent catabolic process; protein K11-linked ubiquitination. Gene Ontology annotation, molecular function: molecular adaptor activity. The record is from RefSeq and is a predicted model, not a curated record. Lineage: Eukaryota; Metazoa; Arthropoda; Arachnida; Ixodida; Ixodidae. Gene Ontology annotation, cellular component: anaphase-promoting complex.
GCAGCGUCCAUGAAAGCGAGGCGCCCGGCUUCAAACGGGUCGCUCCGGCACUCUCGAGUGUCGAAAAUUUAUGUGAAGGCGUCCGUGAAAUUCAGUAAGCGCAAGUCUGGAUGAUCCAGCGGCAAUGAUAGCUGCAGGGGAGCCCCUGGAGUUCGUGCCGUACGGCAGCGAAUACCUGACGCAUCACCCUGGAAACGUGCGGCACUGCAGCGAUGGAGGGAACGCCGGCGAUCGAGUCCCGACAAGCGCUACGGAACUCUCGGAAGCCCUGCAGGGCGUCUCUCUGUGCAUCGAGGACGGCCCCCAGCAGGCCAGAACCUCCUUCUGGAAACUGCGCGAAAGCCCUUCACCGGAAGACGACGACUCCGACGGGGAAGAGGAAAUCUACGCAUCGUCCAACACCGUAGUCUGGAGCAAGUCGAACGGCGGCGACGUGCGCACGGUUUUGCGGACUUUCAACAUAAGCGGGAAAAUUCAGGACGCCCUUUGGUGCGAGUUUCUGAUGGCCGAUUACCAGGCGAGGCACCUCUUCGGUAGCGCCAGCGCGUCGGAGACAGAGACGAGAGUGCCCUGCGUGUGCAUCUUCGAAGAGAGCGCCGGAACGCUGCACUGUUUUUCGCGCUCCGGUGAGGAUUACACGCGCUCGGUACCUUUCGUCGUGUCCCGGCUGUGGCCCAUGCGGUACGGACUGCUAAUCGAGCGCCGAUCGCGAGACGUCGCCGCACAGGCGACGUCGCACUUGCCUCCCGCGACUCCCAGGGAGCACUCCGCUGCCGGCGCCAUGAUGUUCAGUCUCCUGCACCCUUUGGACGAAGUUGCACCCGUGGUGAGUCGAACUGCGGUGCACGGACACGUUCCCAGGUUCGGCUACAUGCAGUGCGGCUCCGACGUCGAAGUCGUGUACGUGUGCGAAGAGCCUUCGCUACUCGUCAUGUUCCACGGGUCCCAGGCGUCGCACAGCGUGUGGGAAGUGCGUCGCACCACGGACGAGGAAGACCAGUACGUCGACACCUCCGCCGUCGCGUACAACAGCGACCGGAUUCCGAGCUUCUUCCGCGCCGCCUCCGUUGCGUCUUCGCCGGCCGCCUGGUCGUCUUUCGGUUGUUCGCCGCGACGUUCCCAUGGCUCCCCCGCCAGCGGUCGCUCUACGCUGGACCGGGCCUCAAACUCCAACCACUACAGCCACUCACCUCUGGCGCACAUGGCGUACCUGAGCCGAUCGCAGUCUCCGUUGCCCAGCGGAACGCCCCUGUUCGCUUCUAGCCACGAGAACACGUUUAACACGACGAGCCUUGCGUACGAUCCGUGUGAGCCUCAGGCUUCCCCGCUCGUACCGGACAUUUGCCUGGACCAGCUUUGGUGCGAGCCGCAGGCUUCGGGUGAGAGAGCCUCCAAGGCGUUUGUGAUCCGCGACAUGGUCGGGAACGCAUACCUCUGCUUCCACCUGAGCUCGCGGAAGACGCUAAAGUUCGUCAGCCUUAGCAAAGGCAGCGCGCGCCCUACGCUCAAGGAGUGCGACUCCAUAUCGGCGCUGGAUGUCCAGUAUCUGCAGUCCCUGAAAAUGCUGCUCGUGCUUGACCUGAACCACAGCCUCACCCUCUAUGCCGGACCCACUAGACUAUGUAAGGUCCACGUGCCUUCGUUUGUGUUUGCGCCUACAAGCGAACUUGAGUGCUCGCUCGCGCGUGCUUCCCCCGGGCCCGGCCACGUGCACGAAGGGGCUGAAGAUUCGCGACCCUUACCGCUGCCACACCAUGUCUCCCUGCAGGAUGCCGUCAGAAACCGUGUCACAUUGGAGUCGUCGUCUGGAACAUACUAUCGACUCAGCCUUCCUGCAAUGUCCAAGGACAGGAUCGUAAAACGUUGUCUGAAAGCUCUGUCUACAGUCCUGCCCCAGGAACUGGGCGUCCAAGUGCUCAUGAAGUGGUACAUGUCGAGAAAUGCACCCGGACCAACAGACUUGACGGCAUCGACUGAAAUGCAUUCUUUUUUGUUGUUCAUUCUGGGGACGGUUGGUUGCAUUGCUGCUAGCAAUGGCUUGCAACAAGUUGGUGGCAUGGACCUCGACGUUGUAACACCUGUGGCAGUGAAAAAAUCUAAAUCAAGUGAAAGAGGCUCCAAUGUAGACUGGGAGUAUUUGCUAGAACGGUCAGGAGGUUCUCUCAGUCCAGCAUCAAAAGGUGUGCCAAAAGUAGGCCCAAAGAUGCCGCUAUUUGUUCCUAGCUGCGAGACAUUGGCUAGCAAUGUUGCACCCCUACAGGAGCAUGCCUUCAGUGUGCUGACUGCACUCCAUCUUGUCUACGAAGACGCCAAGCUGGAUGUGCUGGAGUGGCCCUCAUUGCCUCGAUUUGCAGAGUUCCUCUAUAGGCUGGCUGUUCAUUUGCACUUGAAGUCUUAUCAAGACCUUUACAGAAAGGACUUCCCAGAAAAAAUCAGAAUCGUCGACAUUGCAUCUACUGCACAUAUUUCUGAGGGUGAACCAAGGACUCCGUCUUCGUUUCCUUUGUCGCCACCGAACAUAUUUUCCUGGAUCACACAUACGAUGGCACAUCCAAAUGACAAGUCCAGAUUUCUUUAUAUUCCUGGAACGACGAGAUCUCUCAAAGCAGUUGUGCUUCUUUACUCUGUGCUCUCUCGCCCGCUGGAGUGUUCAUUUUCUACUGACCUCCUGCAGGAUGUUUCUGCUGCAUUACUAGGAAAAUGCGAAAACCAUAAAUUUUCUUUUCACAAGGAGAGUGGUGUAGGUGAGAGGAUAGUCUCUCUCCUUGUCAAGCUUGGCAUCAAUUUGGAUAAGCUUUCGCGUUGGCCCUCGGGAGUAGUCGCACCACUUCAAGACGCCAUGGUCGAGUGUCAGGACAGCCCAUCUCUUGGUUGGGGCCCAGUGGCGUGUCGCUUAGUUGGAAGGGAAGAUCUUGCCGAGCUCACAGCGCACAAGCAAAGUUGCCUUGCUAAGAUGCCUCUGCCAUCUGUGCAAGAAAACCCAAAGCAUGCAUCGAGCUUUAUUGAAAAGGACAACGGCUUUGAGCUCCUCAACAAAGAAAUGUGUAAGCUAAAGUUCAGUAAAGACCAACGCAUAGCUGAGGCAUGCCGCAUGCUUCAGUCUUCAAUGCCAGUGUGCAUCUCAAUCCAGCAGAGGCCGGAAGUAACCGACCAUGAAUUUGUGGAGGAACAAGAACGCCAUUUGUACGGCUUGUGCAUUCGCACUAUGGCUCUUCCUGUGGGGAGAGGUAUGAUAACACUGCGCAGCUGCCAGCCUGUACUUGCCGACCCAUUGCCAGUUCCAAAGCUCUGUCUUACGGGGCGGGUUCCCCUGAGAAAUGCCACAGUUGACAUGUCUCACAUUGAAGUGCCCCCAAAUAUGAACACGUGGCCCUUGUUUCACAAUGGUGUUGCAGCUGGACUGCGGGUUGCACCCGAUGCAAGCGACGUGGACUCAAGUUGGAUUACCUUCAACAAGCCCAGAGCCAGCACCGCUACAGAUGCCACUAUCGAGCAUGCUGGCUUCCUCCUUGGUCUUGGCCUCAAUGGCCACCUGUCUGCUCUCAGUACCACGGCAAUCCAUGAUUAUAUGCUAAGAAACCACGAGCUGACUAGCGUCGGGCUGCUACUUGGCUUGGCUGCUUCUAAGCUGGGCAGCAUGGACCUAGCGGGCACGAAACUGAUGAGCAUUCAUGUUGAAACCCUUCUGCCGCCUACCUCUACAGAAUUGGAUGUUCACCCACUAGUAUGCGUGGCGUCCGUCAUGGGUCUAGGACUGCUCUACGCAGAGUCUGGUCACAGCCAGAUGGCAGACAUACUCCUUGGAGAGAUUGGUCGCCCUCCUGGGCCAGAGAUGGAUCAUUGCAUUGACAGGGAAAGUUAUGCACUGGCUGCCGGGCUUGCUUUGGGCUUAAUCAUGCUUGGAAAAGGUGGCUCUCUGUCCUACCAUUCUAACUUGCGCAUGGCUGAGCAGCUUCACCAUUAUAUGGUUGGUGGACGUAUGCGGUCGGCGGGGAGCCAGCGGGAGAGAUUUCGUUCUCCAAGCUACCAAAUUAGAGAAGGCAACACUGUCAAUGUUCAUGUCACCAGCCCAGCAGCUACCCUUGCCCUUGGCAUGAUGUUCUUCAACAGCGCUGAUAAGGCGGUUGCUGGCUGGAUGGCUGCUCCAGAAACACAGUAUCUCUUGGACAUGGUCAGGCCGGACUUUCUUCUCCUCCGGACGCUAGCCUCUGGACUCAUUCUAUGGUCAGAUGUCUGCCCCACAAAGGCCUGGAUUCAGAGUCAUAUACCUGAAGUGGUGGCUACUUAUGCAUUUCAAAAGGCGUCUGAAGAUGUAGAUAUUGACCACGAGACCAUGAGUCAAGCAUACUGCAACAUAUUGGCCGGAGCUUGCCUUUGCAUUGGCCUCAAAUUUGCAGGCUCUGCGAACUACGAGGCAUUCCAUAUCCUCCGUCAUUACACAAUGUACUUUUUGGACUUGCAGAAACAGGCUGUGGCCGAGCAAGCUGGACGAAACACAUUGGAGACCUGCCUCCUCGUCAACGUGUUGAGUCUGUCUCUCGUCAUGGCUGGCACUGGUGACCUUGAAGUAAUGCGCAUCUGCCGCCUCCUCCGACUGCGUUCCACUCACGCUUCAAGCCAUGUCCUGUACGGUUCUUACUUGGCAACACACAUGGCGUUGGGCUUCUUAUUCCUCGGUGGUACUGAACUCACUCUUAGCACACGGCCCAUGGCCAUUGCAGCUUUGCUGUGUUCCCUCUUCCCAUGUUUUCCAAUCCACAGCAGUGACAACCGCUACCACUUGCAAGCCUUCAGGCAUCUUUACGUUCUUGCCGUGGAGCCUCGCCACUUACUGCCAGUGGACUCCAUAACCGGGAAUGUCGUCUACAGCCAUAUAACCGUCUCCUUCAAGCCAACGAAUGCCUAUGGUGCCUGCAACUAUGUGUUGAAGGCACCUUGUCACCUUCCUGAACUUGACCUCUUGGACAGCGUCAGCUUGAACGAUCCUCGCUACUGGCCAAUUACCUUCAGGCGCGACAAAAACUGGGACCUCCUCAAACAGGCGCUCUUGAACCGGGGCCGACUGUGCGUCAAGCACAAGGCUGGUUGCCUACCGUAUGCUGUGGAUCCCACAGGCUGCAAGACGGCUUUUGAGCAAAGUGCUAUAAAGGACUUGCUACGUGGAUGGUCAACGAGGUCCAAGGUAUCUGCCUGUUUCUCUGAGAACACUGUCAUUUCAAAAUUCACCGAGUUCUUUCUGCGAGUGCGUGCAUCUGGCGACUCCGAGCAGGCUCUGCAGCAUGCCUUUGGCACCAUACUUCUAGAGUGCACCAUGCGCGAGAGGGUGGACACACUUUCCACGCUCUUCGAUCUGUUCCAGACGGCCAGGCACAACUUCAUGCAGUCUACGCUACCACUGUGGCAGGCCAAGAUUGUCCUGACCUACUACGACUACUGCAGAGGCCCAAAGCAACAACUCAUUGACAAGUCUUUUGCCCUCACCCUGCGGGCACGCAUUGCGGCCGCCAUUGACGACGUCCUGCCCAAAGAGAAGCUGCGCACAGCGGUGCAGACAUAUGUGAAGGACGGGCCCAGUGUACCUGCAGCCGUGCUUCCAUUCCUUGUGUGGCACGACAUUUCGUACCCUCUGUCAAAUACUCGCCAAAGUUCGGACAGCGCUACUCAUUUCCUUGCCUUCUGCCUUGAACAUCUGGCACCAGCCAUUGGCAUUGAGACAGUCCUGCAAUCGCUGCUAUGAAUGUGCCGCUGGUUACAACUGUUGCCGACUUAUAUAUGCAUGUUUUGUUGAUUCAACUUUCGUGUAUCUAGCUAUUAACCUAUUUAAUUAAUAAAUGCAUGUUUUGUUGAUCCAA